UCUUGUUUCGUAGCGUUACUUCCCGUAGUUGUCCACCUGAAACAUGAUGUGUGUCUUUCACUGUUUAACGGUGUAACACUUAGCAAGUGAAACUAACUUGCAUAGAAACGAAGGGCGAGUUUCCUGUCUCACUGCAGGAAUGCCGGGUGGAGAGUAUGGGGAGCUCGGGGGCAGCCUCCCUGCCAUCGCCUCCCUGAACGCUUCCUACUCUACGUCGCUGUCCCUCCCUUCCCCGUACCUGUUUGUGCCGCCUGCAGAGCGCAAAGCCAUUUCUGACGUCCGCCGCACCUUCUGUCUCUUUGUGACGUUCGACCUGCUCUUCAUCUCACUUCUCUGGAUUAUUGAGCUGAAUAUCUCUAGCACAAUCUGGGACAGUUUAGAAAAUGAGGUUGUCCGUUAUAACUACAAGUCUUCCUUCUUUGACAUCUUUCUCCUUGCUGCAUUUCGUUUCCUGUGUUUACAAGUGGGUUACGCUGCCUUUCGGUUAAAGCAUUGGUGGGUUAUUGCGAUAACCACUUUAGUGACCAGUGUCUUCCUUGUUGUUAAGGUCAUCAUAUCUGAUCUCCUGUCCAAGAAUGCAUUUGGCUAUGUUUUGCCAAUCACCUCCUUUGUGGUGGCCUGGCUGGAGACCUGGUUUCUUGACUUCAAGGUGCUCACACAGGAGGCAGAUGAUGAAAGAGCCUACCUAGCAGCAGUGAACGCAGCGUGUGAACGCGCCCCCAUGAUCUACCCCCGUGCUGUUUCAGAUGGGCAGUUCUACUCUCCACCUGAAUCUGUCGCAGGCUCUGAGGAAGAUCUGGAUGAGGAGGGUCUUGGGCGCAGAGCUGUCACUACUCAGGAGAAGGAGUAUGUCAGACAGGGUCGUGAGGCCAUGUCUGUGGUAGAACAGAUCCUAACCCAGGAGGAAAACUGGAAGUUUGAAAAAAACAACGACAUGGGAGACUCUGUCUACACCCUGGAGAUUCCCUUCCAUGGAAAGACUUUCAUUCUCAAGGCCUUUAUGCAAUGUCCUGCUGAGCUUGUGUAUCAGGAAGUAAUUCUGCAACCAGAGAAGAUGGUGCAGUGGAACAAAACAGUUUCUGCCUGCCAGAUCCUUCAGAGGGUUGACGACAACACUCUAGUAUCAUAUGACGUCUCUGCUGGAGCAGCAGGGGGGGUUGUGUCUGCGAGGGACUUUGUGAAUGUUCGACGGGUAGAGCGCAAACGAGACUGCUACCUGUCUGCUGGCAUGGCAACCGACCACGACACCAAACCUCCAAGCGCCCGCUACGUCAGGGGAGAGAAUGGUCCAGGAGGAUUUGUGGUCCUCAAGUCCAGCAGUAACCCGUCCGUUUGCACCUUCAUCUGGAUCCUCAACACAGACUUGAAGGGCCGUCUGCCCCGCUACCUCAUCCACCAGAGUCUGGCCGCCACCAUGUUUGAAUUCAUGUCCCAUUUACGCCAACGCAUCGCUGAUCUGCGGCCCUCUCACCGCUCCCACCACCACAUUUAAAACAGGAGAGACAUCUAACUGUACCACAGCUGGCUGGGAGGUAUCACUACUUGUGUUUUUUUUUUUUUUUUUUUUUAAUUAUUAUCAUUAUCAGUGAACCCCCAAAAAAUGGGCAUAGCAGCACACUUGUGAUGCAUCCAAGCUGAAGGGACGUGCUGCAGUAACUGCAAUGACCACACUUCUAAGCAUAGGAUGUGAGACAUGUGACUGCACGUUCACCACAUUUCAGUCACAUGAGGAGAGGAGUAAUGUGCCUGUCAAAGACGGUGUUCCACCUUACUCUUAAACUUCAGAAAUGUUGUUGUUUUUUUUUAGUGUGAUCACAUCCAUAUUUUUCAGUGGACCUGUAAUUGUUUUGCCACGUCCCUCACCAUGCAAUGAGAACUGUUUUCUGAAGGCAUCUUGUGACACGGGUGGACUUUACUCAAAGAAGGAGACUCAGAUGAAGAUGGAAGUGAUCCUUACUGUGCACCCGUCUGGCUUGUUACAAAAGAACUGAUGCAAUGGCGUGACUGAGCCUUAUCUUUCUGCACACGUUGUUAGCCAUUGAUUUAUUACUUUUUUUUUUUGUUUGUUUGUUUGUUUGUUUUGAUUUGUUUGUUUAGUUUUCUCUGCGAUGGCUUAAAUAUGUUUCUCUGGUGCACCUGCCCUAAAACACAAACACAUCAUUUGAAUGGGUAAAUGCUGUUUCCACACAGUUUAUUUUUCCUUAGCUACACUGUGAUAGAUGGGGAAAGAAGUCAUUUGCUGUCUAAGUACCACUAGAGGGGGGCACCACUGAUCCACGGCAGUGAACGUCUCUUAGUUUGACAUCAUCCUCCAAUCUCGGGGUGCAAAAAUAUAUUAGCUAAUCAGCUAAAAUUUACUCAAAUAUUACUGAGAGGUUUUUAAACACUGCUUUUAUUUUGCACCAUGAGAUUGGCCAGGAGGUCAAACCAGGCAUCAGAUUAGGAGGAUGUUAGUUUGUGUUGCAAAAUGAAUUAUCAAGCUCAGUUAAAAACAAAUGAAGAUGAUGAUGAUGAUAAUGUUCAUAAAUUAGGAUGCUGUACACUUACUAAAGCUAUCUUUUGUGCCAAUAACCUCAAGUGGCCUUGUGGUAAAAAAAAAAAAAAAAAAAAAAAAAACUGAACUCAUUAUUUGCCAUCAGAAGUUAUUACUGUACUGAUAUGAUUUCCAUUGACAUCAGUGCUGGCCUCCCCUCAGGCCAUGAGAUGUGGCACUGCACGAAGUUUUCUUGUCAUUUCUUUCAUUAUGAAGCAUUAUGUUGUGUUUAAUCACUUAAAAAUAUCACCUCCAGCUUAUUAAAUUUUAGUUUUCUUUUUCAAUCUCUGCAUCUCAGUGUUAUGAUGUACCUCAGAAAAAAAAAAAUUGUAAUUGUGUAUGUAAUGAAAACUGGCAAAGGUCUGAGGUCUGGUCAUUGGUUCAAGUUGCUGUGGAGUUGAACCAAAGAGAGCAAAUUGACUGUGCUUUUCAAUCCUGAGGAAUAGGGCGUAAAACAACUUUGCUGAAUUGUUCACACUUUUGAAGGAGCUUAUUUAAGGUUUAACUGUGACUGUGAUGUGGUCAUUUACCACAUCACAUUCACCAACAUGGCUACGGCCUUGAGGCAUUUUACUUUAAAAGUCCAGGUAUUUGUGGAAGCUGCAGUCACAGUUGGAAAUAUUUCCUCUUCAUGAAGUCCAAAACACAUGGUUAUUAAGAUUUAGUUGGGAUUGACUUUUAGCUACUUACUGUACAGAAGGAAUGUCAAAUGAAAAGUUAUCAAUGAUAUCAACAAUUGGUGCCUUUAUCACAUUACAUGUCAGCCUUUUAUUUUGCGUCGCAUUUAUUUUACUUUGUUAAAUUGAGAUUUAAUACCUUCAGCAAAGGUAUACUGUACACACAUGAAUCCUGCUUAGAGUACUUACUGUUUUCCUUAAUAAUAGUAUUUUUAAUGUAUGUCUAUAGAUUAUUCAUCAAACAUGUUAAUUUAAAGCCAUCACAACUGACCAACAGUUUUUACUGAGUCUUAACCUGUGUCUUAUGUCUAAUAAAAUGUAUGAACUGAU
Lates calcarifer (barramundi perch) is the source of this 3540-nucleotide messenger RNA. RefSeq names its product StAR-related lipid transfer (START) domain containing 3 (gene stard3). Gene Ontology annotation, cellular component: late endosome. NCBI's taxonomy places the organism in Eukaryota, Metazoa, Chordata, Actinopteri, Centropomidae. The record is from RefSeq and is a predicted model, not a curated record. Gene Ontology annotation, molecular function: cholesterol binding; cholesterol transfer activity.